Molecule: messenger RNA, 1060 nt
Organism: Musa acuminata AAA Group (dessert banana)
Lineage: Eukaryota; Viridiplantae; Streptophyta; Magnoliopsida; Zingiberales; Musaceae
Product: ABC transporter G family member 1-like
Exons: 4
Molecular function (GO): ABC-type transporter activity; ATP binding; ATP hydrolysis activity
Source: RefSeq, a predicted model, not a curated record
GCCAACCCUCUCUCUCUCUCUCUCUCUCUCUCUCUCUCUCUCUCUCUCUCUGUGAUCUCUUUCGUUAGCUUAACUAAUGGCAGAAGAGAUAGCUCAGGAAAUGGGACUGGUGACCCAGAACCGGCAGCCGGAGCAUGUUGUUCCGGUCGGGCCGAGUGAAAGGGGAGUGUAUCUGACGUGGGAGGAUCUGUGGGUAACCGCAUCCAACGGGAGGAGUGCGUCGAACGUUAUACUCGCCGGCCUGACCGGAUAUGCCCAGCCGGGCGAGGUCACCGCCAUCAUGGGUCCUUCCGGCUGCGGCAAGUCCACCCUUCUCGAUGCAUUAGCAGGGAGAUUGGGGUCCAGCACAAGGCAGUCCGGGCACAUCUUGGUGAAUGGCCGACGACAGAGGCUGUCUUUUGGGACUUCGGCUUAUGUGACGCAAGAUGACAUCCUGAUGACGACGCUGACGGUACGAGAAGCGGUGUACUACUCUGCGGAACUGCAGCUGCCGAAGACGAUGACCAAGUCGGAGAAGAGGGAGAGAGCAGACAUGACCAUCGGAGAGAUGGGGCUGCAGGACGCCAUGGACACGAGAAUCGGCGGCUACUCGUCCAAAGGCAUCAGCGGCGGCCAGAAGAGAAGGGUGAGCAUCUGCGUCGAGAUCCUCACUCGCCCCAAGCUUCUCUUCUUGGACGAGCCCACCAGCGGCCUCGACAGCGCCGCUUCCUACCACGUCAUGCAUCGCAUCGUCAACCUUGCAAGGCACGACGGAAUGACCAUUCUUGCCUCCAUUCAUCAACCCAGCAGCGAAGUCUUUGAGCUCUUCGACAACUUGUGCCUUCUCUCUUCUGGCAGAACCGUUUACUUCGGACCAACUUCCAGAACCAACGAGUUCUUUGCGUCGAAUGGUUUUCCAUGCCCAACCUUCAGAAACCCCUCCGAUCACUACCUUCGAACCAUAAACAAGGACUUCGACAAGGAGUCUAAAGAAGGAUGUAGUGAGAGGUUGAACAACGCCAACAAAGCUAUCGAUGUACUGACGAUGUCAUACAAGCAGUCCGAGACGUGCAAACAUGUG